UCGAAGAUGUUGUUUGGAAUGGCGUUUAAUUUUCGUUGUCUGCGAUAAUGAGUUACAGUCACGCUGUCUUGGUUUACAGAGUCACGAAUCGAUUCUGUAAACAGAUCUGUAUGUAAUAUAUUUUGUUCAGCUACAUAAAGAAGGAACUUCUCGUUUAAGUAACUAUUUGUUUGUUUUCCCUUGCUGGUUGUUUGGCUGAUUAACGUAUAUCAGCGGGCGAGCGACACUAUAUUCGUUAAGUUUUCGGGUUUUUUUUAGCUGUAUAUAUCGGCCGUUAACAUGCAGGACAGCGGCGAGAAAGCUGUCAGUUUGAAAACUAGCAGCGCGGUCUCUACUGCCCUUGCCAUUGCGAAGCCUCUAGAAGAGAAGAAGAAAUUAAACAGAAAGAUCUUGGACGAGGAAGAAUACAUAGAGAGUUUGGAGAAGAUCAUCCAGCGAGAUUUUUUCCCAGAUGUUACCAAGCUGCAGGCGCAGAGGGAGUACCUGGAGGCGGAAGAAAACGGAGAUCUAGAGCGAAUGAGAGAAAUAGCCAUUAAAUACGGGUCAACGGUGACCAGAUCUACGCCUCGUGCCUCCGUACCUUAUGUGACUCCCGCUUCGUUUGAGACACCAGAGGGAAGACCAGCAUCCCCUUCAUCUACAGUCAGCGGAUUUAGAGCUGGAAUCAAAACAUCUGAGGAUGGGGCUAAAGACUCAGAGACCAAGGAAGAGAAGGAGCUUCCGUCUCUCGACCGUUUUCUGGCAAAGAACACGAGUGAGGACAACGCGUCCUUCGAGCAGAUCAUGGAUCUGGCGAAAGACAAGGAAAAGCUGAAGCACGCUUGGCUGUACGAAGCAGAGGAGGAAUUCAAACAGCGGCACGAGGAGAAUCUCGCUCUGCCGUCGUCGGAGAAGCAGGCACUUGAAUGUGUGAAGGCCGGUGUGGAGACCUGGGAAUACAAGGCUAAAAAUGCCCUGAUGUACUACCCUGAGGGAGUGAAAGACGACACUGUCUUCAAGAAGCCGCAAGAGGUGGCGCAUAGGAACACACGGUUUUGUGGAGACCCUUUCAGUAAAGCUCUGAACAAAAGCCAGAUUCAGCAAGCUGCUGCUCUCAACGCACAGUUUAAACAGGGAAAAGUUGGACCAGACGGCAAAGAGCUGAUCCCAAACGAGUCUCCUAAAGUUAACGGAUACGGCUUUGAGGCAGCCCCGUCCCCGGCACCAGGUGUGGCAGAGUCUCCCCUGAUGACCUGGGGAGAGAUCGAGAGCACGCCGUUUCGUCUGGAUGGCUCUGAGACGCCUUACGUAGAGAGGAGUCAUGGCCCCUCCUUCAAGAUCCCAGAGCCAGGGAGGAGGGAGAGGCUGGGCUUAAAAAUGGCCAACGAAGCAGCUGCCAAAAACAGAGCGAAGAAACAAGAGGCUUUACGCAAAGUCACUGAAAACCUUGCAAGUCUCACUCCCAAAGGCCUGAGUCCUGCAUUGUCUCCUGCCCUUCAGAGACUUGUCAACAGAUCAUCCAGCAAGUACACAGACAAGGCCCUCAGGGCCAGCUACACCCCGUCACCCUCACACAGAAACAUGGGCUCCAAGACGCCACUGGGAGGCCCGGACACGCCCAUGGGCGCUCCAACGCCGGGGAAAGCCAGGACCCCGGCCUCUCAGGACCCCGCCUCCAUCACGGACGAUCUCCUACAGCUCCCCAAGAGGAGAAAAGCUUCGGACUACUUCUGAUACAGCUCAGUCUGCUGGGCACGGGACUGACGGGACCAGCUGUCUGCUUAAACCUGCAGUUACUUCUAACCAAGGCGAAAACAAAAGAGACUGAAUGGGUCCUGAGGUUUUCCUCAUCAACCUGCCCCUUGGAAAGGCUGUCAAAACAGCAAGACUAUACACCAGGCACAGUGCAGACUCAGCCAGGAGACGUGUGGUCAUCUGUGUCCAGAACCCGCAGUGAUGGCAGGGGAAAAAAAAAACUGGGUACAUCUUUAGGUUGCCGUAGCAAUGACUGUGUAGAUGGACCAGUCAUUCUUUCAUUAGGUGUUCAGUAUUAUGUGACUGUAAUUUUACAGCCGUUGGUCAACAUUAAAAAAAAUCUGUAC
Messenger RNA from Chanos chanos (milkfish), 2081 nucleotides. RefSeq names its product ess-2 spliceosome associated protein (gene ess2). The record is from RefSeq and is a predicted model, not a curated record. NCBI's taxonomy places the organism in Eukaryota, Metazoa, Chordata, Actinopteri, Gonorynchiformes, Chanidae. The transcript is spliced from 10 exons. Gene Ontology annotation, cellular component: catalytic step 2 spliceosome. Bases 280 to 1713 code for a protein of 477 amino acids.